This is a messenger RNA of Adineta ricciae, 249 nucleotides long. NCBI's taxonomy places the organism in Eukaryota, Metazoa, Rotifera, Eurotatoria, Adinetida, Adinetidae. The record is from the annotation of a GenBank genome assembly.
AUGGACCACACACGCCCUGAUAAAAAAAUCGAUAUUCUUGUUGUAAAUCAAUAUCCAAGUAAUACCGGUAUUUUCCAUAGCAAAGGGCAUGGCGUAUUUGAUAAACAAACAAACUACCUAGACGGUGUUUCUCCUGAGUCCUUAGCAUUCGCAGAUUUAAACAAUAAUAAUCAUAAUAAUAAACUCGAUAUAAUCGCUGCAAAUACGAAUUCCGAUCAUAUCGGAAUGUUACUCGACGAUUAUGCUUAG